This is a messenger RNA of Labrus bergylta (ballan wrasse), 1425 nucleotides long. It is a transcript of the gene gpx2, whose product is annotated as glutathione peroxidase 2. Gene Ontology annotation, biological process: response to oxidative stress. Gene Ontology annotation, molecular function: glutathione peroxidase activity. The record is from RefSeq and is a predicted model, not a curated record. Lineage: Eukaryota; Metazoa; Chordata; Actinopteri; Labriformes; Labridae.
AGUUCAAACUGUUGGUUCGUAAAUUUUUUAUCACCCACUGUGAAGGACUGGUGAGCCUAUGUUAGAUCUUCAUUGAUUAGAGAAACCUGAUACAUGUGAUAGAGAGAUACCGUGAAGCGAAAUACAUGCUAUAAUACAUGUGAUUUAUACUCAGGAUUAAAGUUUUAUUUGAGAAGAAUUCCGUCAAUAAACCACUUAAAUUCAGAUCAGUAAAAAAAAGAGUUCAAACACCUCAAAGUUUAAGAAGUAUAGGACAACACACCUCCAUUCAAUAGAAAAAAAGUUAUGUUCGCCCUACUUGUGGUUUUACCAAGCUCUCUGAAAGGUGCGAAGAGUAUUGUAUUUCAGGCGCAGAUCAGUUUCUUUCAGGGCCAUUUGACACCCCUGAAAGGCAGCUUUCUUCUUCUGAAGCGGGUCACAUGACCAAGCUGUUUGAUACAGUCACACGUUGAGAUCCUGUCUGCCUCCAAAGUGUCGCAGCAAAGGAGUCGAGAUGACGUUCAUCGCAAAGACCUUUUACGACUUGAGGGCCACCACGCUGGAGGGAGACUCCAUGGAUUUCAACGUGUUCAGGGGCCGGGUCGUCCUGAUUGAGAAUGUGGCCUCGCUCUGAGGCACCACCACCCGGGACUUCAGCGAGCUCAACCUGCUGCAAAGCAAGUACCCUCAUCGGCUGGUGGUCCUGGGUUUUCCCUGUAACCAGUUUGGAUAUCAGGAGAACUGCUCCAAUGGCGAGAUUCUGAAUUCCCUGCAGCAUGUGCGUCCCGGCGGCGGCUAUCAGCCCAACUUCACCAUCUUUGAGAAGUGUGACGUCAACGGCACAAACACACACCCAGUGUUUGCCUAUCUCAAAGACAAGCUCCCCUAUCCUGAUGACGACCCAAAGUCCCUCGUGCAGGACCCAAAGUUUCUGGUUUGGAGUCCCAUCAGCAGGACGGAUGUCUCCUGGAACUUUGAGAAGUUCCUCAUUGGGCCAGAAGGCGAGCCCUUUAAAAGAUAUAGCAAAAAGUUCCCCACCAUUGACGUAGAGCCUGACAUUCAAAGACUGCUGAGAUUAACCAAGACCUAAGAAUAGCCUAUACCUCUUUACGACUUCUCUUCCAUCACGCUCAAAACUGAUAUGCUGUCCUCCACACUUUUAAGCCUUAUUAAAUGAUGGUGAUAUUCUAAAAGCUAUGAAUGUUAUCUGAUGCUGUAUAAGUGCUUAAGAGUAGUGGAGGAAUGAAUUCAAAAUAUGUGACCGGAAUUUUAUUGUGAUAUGAAAGUUUGAACGUGGGUAUACUUAAUAGAAAUUACCACUUUUAGGAGGUUACUUCCUUUUGAAUAUCCUUUUGUUCCUGUCAGUGACCAGCAGAUGGCGCUGCUGACUUGAUUAAACAUGUGUACCUUCUAUCAUGCAUUAACAAAUUAACAUUCCUCUCACAC